AUGUUAGACGAGAACCUCCCCACCUUCUUUCUCAAGGCCUCGACCGACAAGCUCAAGCACCACGAAUCCUUCUACUUUACCCAGAACGGCUCCGAGCCCGAGGCGCAAUAUGCCCUGCACCACGUUGACCCAGCCUCCAACGAUGCGAAGAACACAUACGCCGUCGCCUUGUUCGACUCGCGUAACCCCGAGGUUCUAUACGGCGAAGUGCUUGCGAAGCCAGGAUGGUCACACCCAACACUCUCACAGGAGGAGAUUCGAAGGAAUGGCGGAGUGCCGCCCCCACCCCAGCCCAUCUACCCCACCGAAUUCGCUAUCCAACUCUACAACCCCGAUUCCCGCGUUGUCGUUAAGCACUCGACUGCAAAAUGGAGCAGCACCGUAAGCUGGGAGUUCAGCAUACCCCAGGUCACCUUCAGGACCCCGAGCAACUCAACUCUCGAUCGUAGCCUGGCGGACCCCGGCAGCGACGCGAACACGCCCAAAGUCAACUUUGCCUGGCGGAAGGAGGGCAGGCUGGGCAAAGACAUGACCUGCUACAUGACGGGCAAAUCGACCGAUCCGACUGGCAAGAAGGUCAAGAAGAGCAAGGAACCGGACAUUGCUGUUGCUCUGUUCUCUGGCCUGAAGGAGCUCACAAUCAUGGAGUCCAACCUCUACCGCGUCGAGAUCGAGGACUACAAAGGUCUCGAGGUAGCUCUGCUCAUUGGGGCCGCGGUGAUACGCGAUCUGUUCUUCAGCGAUCUGAACGACCAGUUCCACAUCAACGCCAACAUUCGAAAGAACAGCGCGGGCGUGCGCGCAAGGAAAGGCUCGUCGCCGCUCGAAGGCCCGAACAUCACAGCACCAGUCAUGACACCACAGCCUCCUCCACCGCCAGCCUACACCCCUUCAUCCUCGCAAUACCCACCCGAGAAGGUUGCCCUUCAGCCUGCCGGCGGUGCUGGCGCGAACGCACAGGUACCUCCACCUUCGUAUACCAGCAACAACAAUGCCGCCAAGCGCUCUUCGCUUCCUCCGCUAGCUACGAACCAGGCCCGUCCCAGCCAGCCUCCACAACCCGUCCAACCUCAGCGACCUGUUCAACAGCAGCGCCCGCCUCAACCACAGCGCCCAACACAACAACGGCAGCCGGGGCCAAGAUUAGAUCCACGAGCACAAUGGGAGCUUGACGCAGAGACUGCGCGCUUGAAGGCACAAGUGGAGGCUGAGGCACGCGAGCAGAAGCGACAGGAAGAAGCAAACCGAAGAGCUCGACGCAGGCAGGAAGAGGAACAAGAACGCAAGACGCUGCAGUUUCUCGAGCAGGAGCGAAAGCAGAAGGAACGCGAAGAGAAGGAGCGACGCCGGAAGCAAGCCGAGAUCGACAAGGAGACGGAACGUUUGAAGAAGCAGUUUGGCGACCAAUCCAACCUCCUCCAGCGCCCCGCCCCACAGCCUCAGCGACACUCCGCCCCCCUCGUACAGGGCGGAUGGCAGAACCAGCGACCGAGUCCCGCACCCCGCCCUGCACCCGUUCCCGCACAGCCCCCGCGCAUGCAGCAACCCCAAGGUGUAUACCUGCAGACGCCUGUACAACAUCGGCCCGCCGCUAGUCAGAGCAGCUUCUUCAGCAACGGACUGCCGAAGCCUGUUGCCAAGGCUAAAAAGAGUUUCUGGGGCUUGAGAACACAAAGUGAGAGCAAUGCCGAGAAGAUCAAGAAGAAGAAAAGUAGCAUGUUUUGA
This is a messenger RNA of Alternaria ventricosa, 1725 nucleotides long. RefSeq lists its product as uncharacterized. Lineage: Eukaryota; Fungi; Ascomycota; Dothideomycetes; Pleosporales; Pleosporaceae. The record is from RefSeq and is a predicted model, not a curated record. The transcript has 2 exons. Bases 1 to 1725 code for a protein of 574 amino acids.